CAAAGUUUGAGGAGGUCAGGGUGUCCUUCCCACGUGUUUUCUCGGGUAGUAAUCUGUCUGUAACGUCAGUAGUGGGUAACUGAUACUCUGAGUUUAUUUUACUAUUGUAUUUUCUUUUCUAGUCAAAUUUACCAAUCUAUAACCAUGCUAAAGUCUCUUUCCCGAACGGUGAGUACUGCAGUUCGGAUUUCUACAACCACAAUGUUUUCGGCCCGAACUCUCCAGCCUCUUACGAGAUCGACAUUAUGUUCUCCAAACUCCGGAACCAUACGGCCUUUCAGCCGGUCUCUCUGGAUGAUGAGCCAUAACGGGGCAGCAUCGGUAUACAGACCAAAACUCUUCAGUUCAAAAGGAUUUACUCCUGUGUCGUGUGGAUGUGGAUCACUACACACAGAAGGAGACAAAGCCUUUGGAAAUUUCCUUUUGGAUGAAAUCAAAGAAGAGAAGAAGAUCCAGAAAAGCAGUACUCUUCCCAAGAUGUCUGGAGGGUGGGAGCUACAGCAGAACGGCACAGAAGCCAAACUCAUUAGGACAAUUUCUGGAGAAAAAGUGACCGUCACAUUCAACGUCAACAACAGUAUUCCCCCUAAGUUUGAAGAGGAGGCUGAACAAGCACAGGGACAGAAGUCUGCAGAGAAUGAGCCAGAUAUUGUGUCUUCACCCAACUUCGUUGUCGAGGUGACAAAACAGGCGGCAAAACAUUCCUUGGUGUUUGACUGCCAUUAUCCUGAAGAUGAGGCUAAAUACAUUUUGCAGGCAAUCCAUGGUGAAGGGGAAGAGGAGAGUGAUAUUUUUGCCAUCCGUGAGGUCAGCUUCCAGCCUGAGGGAGAUGUAGAGUGGAAGGAGACCGCCUACACACUCAACACAGACUCUUUGGACUGGGCCCUGUAUGACCACCUCAUGGACUUCCUGGCUGACCGGGGGGUUGACAACACGUUUGCUGAUGAACUGAUUGAGCUGAGCACUGCUAUGGAGCAUCACGAAUACAUCAAGUUCCUGGAGGACCUCAGUGGCUUUGUCAAAUGCAAUUAAUGUUUGGAAUGAAUAGAUUCAACAAGCUGUGUAUAAAUAAAUUCACAAACCAAAAUAAUUUCAGUAAGAUACCAUCCCCCUCUACAUUGAAAAUGUGAACAAAUGGAAAAUGUUUAAAUUUGAGGGAAAGUAUAGGCACUGAUUGAAGUCAUUGCCCAGUUUGGACAUUUAUCAGUCAGUUAUCAUUGAGACUGCUGUAUGAGUUUCUGCUGCUUUGAACAGUAAUUUAAAAUUGAACUACUGCUUUGCUGCAAAUUUAUCAGCGUUGCAAAUGCUUCUUUAUUUUACUGUGUCUCAAAAUAUGGAUAAUGAAGGCUGUCGUUGUCAUUUGUCAACAUUUUGGAAGCAUGUCAGUCACCACACAAGUCACUGUAUGACAAAGUAAUAUGUUUCAUAAAUGAGUGGUUCAGCAUGAUUUUAUUUCAGAUAGUAUCCAAGCAUGGUCAUUUGACAUUUUAUAAAAGGUGUAAUGAAGAUCCAGUCAGUGUCCACAUAGUCACUGUACUCUGCAUUCAAGUAUUUGAUAGUCAAUACAUAACCAUUGAAGAAAACGGUUAUUGCUUUGACACCUUAAAUGAACAAUUCUAUAAAUCCAUGCUACUUCCAGUUCUAGUGAAGGACCCCUUAAUACUUCAUCUCAAAAUAUGGUUUUAUUAGAUGAAUACAUUAGGAAUGUUUAACAUGGUAAGUGGAGGGAGCUCAGUAGUGAUACUGGGCAAGUGCCGUAUUAUGGCCUGGCUGACGUUCCAAACAGAAAUCAUUAUGAUAAACACUAUUCCUAUGUCCCAAGUGGUACCCCGUUCCCUUUAUAUUACGCUGCUUUUGACCAGGACCCAUAGGAAAGAAAAUAUCAAUUCAGGGCCCAUAAGGUACUAUAUAGGGAAUAGGGUGCCAUUUGGGAUGAAUCCAAGUGUUUUAACCAGUCAGUCGGGUGGCUUGAGGUUAGGCAAGAUGGGGAUUUUCUCUUUAUUUGAUGGCAAUUUGAAUGCACAGUGAUAUCAUGACAAGAUCCUGAGGCCCAUUGUCGUGCCAUUCAUUCGCCGCCAUCACCUCAUGUUUCAGAAUGUUAAUGCACAGCCCCAUGUGGAAAGGAUCUGUACACAAUUCCUGGAAGCUGAAAAUGUCCCAGUUCUUCCAUGGCCUGCAUACUCACCAAACAUGUCACCCAUUGAGCAUGUUUGGGAUGCUCUGGAUCAGCGUGUACAACAGCGUGUGCCAGUUCCCGCAACUUCGAACAGCCAUUGAAGAGGAGUAGGACAACAUUCCACAGGUCACAACCAACAGCCUGAUCAACUAUGUGAAGAUGUGUUGCGCUGUAUGAGGCAAAUGAUGGUCACACCAGAUACCGUCUGGUUUUCUGAUCCAGGCCCCUACUUUUUUUUUUUUAAGAUAUCUGACCAACAGAUACAUAUCUGUAUUCCCAGUCAUGUUAAAUCCAUAGAUUAGGGCCUCUUUUUUUGACAGAUUUCCAUAUAUGAACUGUAACUCAGUAAAAUCGUUGAAAUUG
Messenger RNA from Oncorhynchus nerka (sockeye salmon), 2539 nucleotides. Its product is annotated as complement component 1 Q subcomponent-binding protein, mitochondrial-like. NCBI's taxonomy places the organism in Eukaryota, Metazoa, Chordata, Actinopteri, Salmoniformes, Salmonidae. The transcript has 6 exons. The coding region runs from base 145 to 1032 and encodes 295 amino acids. The record is from RefSeq and is a predicted model, not a curated record. Gene Ontology annotation, cellular component: mitochondrial matrix. Gene Ontology annotation, biological process: cytosolic ribosome assembly.